This is a messenger RNA of Danaus chrysippus (African queen), 237 nucleotides long. Lineage: Eukaryota; Metazoa; Arthropoda; Insecta; Lepidoptera; Nymphalidae. The record is from the annotation of a GenBank genome assembly.
AUGCCGCUACGAAGAUUCAGGCUUCAUUCCGAGGCCAUCAAGCUCGUAAGCAGACCCAGGCUGAGAAAACCCAGGAGCAGCAGGACAAGGUAUGAACAUUUAGGUGUUGCAGGUGUUAAUAAUAGAAUCCAGGAGGACAUAGAAAAGAUUGAUUUGGCAGACCCUGAACUCAAUAAGGCUGCGACCAAGAUUCAAGCCUCGUUCCGGGGACACAAAGUUCGCAAGGAUACAAACUAA